Messenger RNA from Cajanus cajan (pigeon pea), 1137 nucleotides. It is a transcript of the gene PRPL11, whose product is annotated as plastid ribosomal protein l11. Gene Ontology annotation, biological process: translation. Gene Ontology annotation, cellular component: cytosolic large ribosomal subunit; ribosome. Gene Ontology annotation, molecular function: large ribosomal subunit rRNA binding; structural constituent of ribosome. The record is from RefSeq and is a predicted model, not a curated record. NCBI's taxonomy places the organism in Eukaryota, Viridiplantae, Streptophyta, Magnoliopsida, Fabales, Fabaceae.
AGGCUGCGGGAGACUAUAGAAUAGGAUACGGCUUUUUAUCCAAAGUGAGCUGUGUUGGUGUUGGGGGAACUCUCUUCAAUGGCCUCAUCUCUCUUCACCUCUCCCUCACUCUCUUCAUCUUCUUCUUCUAUCUUUUCCACUUCCGUCAAAUUCUCUUUAAUUUCUCUUCCCUUCCCCGCAAACAAAACCCCUCUUCUCUCUCCCUCUUCCAUCCCAAUUCGAAGGCGCUUCAAUGUCAUUGCUAUGGCUCCCCCUAAACCCGCUGGCAAGGCCAAGAAAGUGGUUGGAAUUAUAAAGCUGGCUCUUGAAGCUGGGAAAGCUACACCUGCUCCUCCCGUUGGCCCUGCUCUUGGUUCGAAGGGUGUAAAUAUUAUGGCUUUCUGCAAGGAUUACAAUGCUAGAACCGCGGAUAAGCCUGGUUAUGUCAUUCCUGUCGAAAUCACAGUCUAUGAUGAUAAAAGCUUUACUUUCGUAUUGAAGACCCCGCCUGCUUCGGUUCUGCUUCUUAAAGCCGCUGGGGUGGAAAAGGGUUCAAAAGACCCCAAGGGGGAAAAGGUAGGAAAGGUGACAAUUGAUCAAUUGCGUGCCAUUGCUACUGAGAAGCUACCGGACUUGAAUUGCUCGAGUAUGGAAUCGGCUAUGAGAAUUAUAGCGGGCACUGCGGCAAAUAUGGGGAUUGAUGUUGAUCCGCCUGUCCUUCAACCCAAACAGAAGGAACUUCUCUAGUAGAGUUUCACUUUGGCCAACUAAAGCUGAUCACUGAGCAUUUGCAUCACAUAAACAUAUAGCAGACAAGCCAACCUUCUCAAAGUUGCAAUGUAGUAGAUAAAGUUGCAUAAAGUUUUUAAUCACAAUCGAGCUUUCCUGUGCGAAGUAGUAGUUUCAUGAGAAACUUCUCCAUGGAUAAAAGCUCUAUGAGAUCACCAAGACUAUUUUUCCUACUAUAUCAGCAAUCUUAAAUAGCAAGUUUGAUGCCUUGACAUAAUCGCCUUGUUUGCAAUAAGCAUGCACGAGGGUGUAUAACUAAUUAAUCUCCUUCCUUUUGCAUUCGUUAUGAGUUCAUCAGCGUCUUUAAUCCUUCCAAGUCCCAUCUGUACAAGAAAAUUUAAUCAUAAUGUGAGUUGUAAUUUUUUUUUA